Messenger RNA from Trifolium pratense (red clover), 1131 nucleotides. Its product is annotated as mediator of RNA polymerase II transcription subunit 10b-like. Bases 391 to 951 code for a protein of 186 amino acids. Gene Ontology annotation, biological process: positive regulation of transcription by RNA polymerase II. Lineage: Eukaryota; Viridiplantae; Streptophyta; Magnoliopsida; Fabales; Fabaceae. Gene Ontology annotation, cellular component: chromatin; mediator complex. Gene Ontology annotation, molecular function: transcription coregulator activity. The record is from RefSeq and is a predicted model, not a curated record. The transcript is spliced from 7 exons.
ACAUUAGAGAAUACUUUACCAAAAAAAUAAAAUUAGACAUCCACUUUUACAGAGAGAAAAAAAAUUAGAUAUCCACUUUUACGGAGAGAAAAUAUGAAAAGAAAAUAGAAGAUGCACCGAUAAUCAGAAAUGAUGGCAAGAACCCUAGGCCCCAAAUUGAAGCUCAGUGAAACAAAUUGAAGCUUUUCUCAGCUCGUUCCUCUCCCUACAACUGAAAACACAAACAGGCUGUAGUUUGUCCUGCCUUGCUUCUCAUGUACUAGUUUUGGAGAAAGCCUAAUAAUAUUAACACAAUAAAAGUGUUUUUUCUACUAGUGUUUGCUAACAGGGGUCAUAUGGUUUUUGAUCCAGUCAUUGACUAAUAGCAUCUCUUCAACAAGAGAAACACAAAUGGAUUCAUCACAAAGUCCAGCCGCAGGGGGCAAUGGGACACUGAUCUCUCAAACUAAUGAAACAACAGCUUCUGCAGCAGGAGCUGAUGAUCCUAUGCAGAAGCUGAACCAGGUCAGUAACUCCAUUCAGAAAACCUUAGGCCUUAUCCAUCAGCUGUACCUUACAGUCUCUACCUUCAAUGCUGCCUUUCAAAUGCCACUCCUCCAACGCAUCAAUGGUCUUGUUGCGGAGCUUGACAACAUGGUCAAAUUGGCGGAAAAGUGCAACAUUCAGGUUCCUAUGGAAGUUGUAAAUUUAAUCGAUGAUGGGAAGAAUCCAGAUGAAUUUACCAGAGAUAUUUUAAACAACUGUAUUGCAAAGAAUCAGAUCACCAAAGGAAAAACUGAUGCUUUAAAGAAUUUGCGCAAGCAUCUUUUGGAGGAAUUGGAGCAGAACUUCCCUGAUGAGGUUGAAACUUUUAGAGAGAGUCGUGCUGCUUCUGCUGCUGAGUUGAAACGUUUGGCGCAAGCACAAAGUGUACUACCAAAUGGAGAUGUGAGGGUUAAAGGAGAGCAUUGAGUGAUAUAUUUCUGAGGUCUUUGCUUUUCUAUAAUUUGUAGUAUGGAACUCUUGAUAGUUCUCUCUCUUUUUUUUGGCCUUAUUUUUACAUUUGUCUGUAGUGUAUAUCAACAAUGCUUCCUUAUUCUUGUAACUCAUAGUAUUGCUUACUUUUUAUCAAUGGAAUGCCAUUAUUAUAAU